Molecule: messenger RNA, 5241 nt
Organism: Porites lobata
Lineage: Eukaryota; Metazoa; Cnidaria; Anthozoa; Scleractinia; Poritidae
Source: the annotation of a GenBank genome assembly
AUGGAAGAGCAGCUGGACAAGAAAAGCCCUGUAAAGUAAGCUAUCUUUUGGUGACAUAUCGGAGAAGAAUUUUCGCCGUGAACAGUGCUCGCAUUCACAGAUUUGAGAAACUGCAUUUAGCACAAGUCCAAGGUUAGGUUUCAAGUCGAAAAACUAUAUCUUUUAUGUAAACUUAUCGGUGAACGCUUUACUCAGUUCAUGAGAGGUCAAUUGCAUUUAAAAACUGAAGGCUGAUUUCAAAUCUUACACUGUAAAAUCAAACCUUCAUAAGUAUCGUGUGGUUCGAAUUGAGCUCCGUUUCACUCCAAAAGCACUUGACUUUCUUCAAGUGUUUUGAGCUGUUGUGUUCAUUUUAACAGGAUUCGCAAAGUAUUACGACCAGGAAUGGAUGAAAAUUAUUGGGAUUGCAGCGUUUGCACGUACAGAAAUGGGGCCGAAGCUUUUAAAUGCGCCAUGUGUGAUGUUAGAAAAGGAACUUCUACCAGGUACGGCAGAAAGCGUGGCACUUUAUUUGUUUGCAUUUGCGCUUUGUAUAUUUUAAGACGUCUUGAAAAAAUACAAAAAGAAUGUUUUUCAGAGUCUUGCAUUUCAGUUCAUUGUAACUCUAGUGUAAAAUUAUCACCAUGGACUAUGAUUUUAUAUCUGAAACUUUUAUAGAUGUUAAUUGGCAAUGUAGCAAUUUGAGCUGGAUUCCUAAGACAAUUUCUUUAGCCAUGUGGAUUUACCAACGCGCCGCUCUGCACGACCUAUCAUCAGAUAAAAUUCGAAACACAUGCUUGUAAUUGUUUCCUAAGAUGUUUGUGGUAAAAAUCGAAGGCGGCUGUGGCCAGUUGUUUACUGUCAAAGAUAUUUUCAUUUCCCCAAUCGGUGUUUUUGUGACCACAGCUGAAAUGUACAGUGUACAAUUCUCUCAUUACCACCCCCCUGGGAAUCUAUCAGACUGUCUGGAAUCCCAGACAUAUUUAUAUUUCGUUGAAAAAUUAGAAAAACAUUACUACUUGCAUAGAUAUAAAACAAUCACAUAAAAACAGGAAGGUCUCAAUACUUUUUGUAAGCAAAAAUAACGAAAACUCACUUGUGUUCAGAAAAAUAUUACAUUUCAAUGAGUUGAAAAAUUUGAAAAAUGUUAUCAGGAUUUCCUCUCAUUGUUUCACCCUUCAAGCCCUCACAGUGACAAGCAUCUCUUUUCUCCUAACAAUAUCACUGCUUAAUCAUAAAUAAAUGUUGUAAGAAUAAAAUAAAUAACAAUUUCUCCUCGUUAGUGCGAGUCAUCUCAGACCCCUCUUGCUGCAAGGCAGAUUUAGAGGGGAUCUGUGGGGGUCGUGAAUCAUGCCUUCUUUCUCUGAAACUGUUUUAUUUUGAAAGAAGUUUCAGUAAAAUCCAUCUUCUAGAGCCUUAAUCUUUGGCCACAAAUGCCUAUAGAGUUCUUAGUCAAUAAAUAUGUUGAUGAGGUUUAACCCCCUGGGGGAACUUCUAUGUAAAAGUGACGGAGAUGCUCCUAGUCUUUCUUUGGGGUGUAAAUUGCAGAUUUUGGUCUCACUUAGGGUGUUUGGGAUGGAAAGUCACUAUAUUUGCCCAUUCAGGUAUCGCUUAGUACUGUGCAUAAAGAAAUUUACAAAAAAUGCCUUGACACUGACCACACAGAAAUCUCCCUUAGGGGUCAGUUUAAGCUUGAGCCACACCCACAUUGGUCUCCCUUAGGGGUUUAAUUUGAAUUUUCUGACAAGCAUCCCUGCCACUUUUAUGUGGGAGUCCCCCUCCCUGGGGGUUUAAUACUUUCACUCCCAGGGUGACUGACGAAGUGUUGUAAGGUGGUACUUACUUUUGUGUCUUAAGAUGAAAUCCUAUGGUGUGACUAUUCAGCUGAAGCAACUCAAGCUUUAUUUGUUUACAUUCACAAUAAAUAAAUUACAAAUACAGACUACCUGCAAAAUAGUGGAGCUAUUCGAGGCAGGUAGUAUGGAGACGUGUCUAUUACCCAUACCUCUUUGGCAUUGCUUUGACGUGGCACUUCUAACUUGUUUUACAACAUUUUACAAAAUAAUGUAGGAAAUUUAUUGAAUUUAGACUUUGGCCACUUUCGAGUUUAAAAGUGUUAAUGUCUUCCAAUUUGCAGGAAACCAAAACUUAAUUCUCAGUUAGUGGCUCAGCAAGUCGCACAGCAGUUUGUUACAUCACCACCGCCAUUAAAAAAAGUCAUGACAAAGAAACCAUUUAAAAAGUGCAGGUAAGAACAUCAUAGCCUACGUCACAGACGUUAUCUAACUUUGGUUAGUAACGUCUGCGAAGCAGUGCUGAAAUCUUUGUUCUUGAAAUAUCACAACUUGUUCUUUGAAAUAAGUUGAAUAUUGUUACCCCAGUCUAGACUGAAGGCCUAAAACCAAUGCCACCCAUUUUUUCGUAAGAUCAUUGAAAUUAAGUGCUUUGCGUUAUAACCUUCCCCGCAGACGUUGCCGAACGUGUGACAAACCCCUAGGAACAUCUGUGUGGGAGGGCUGUUUGCAUUACAGGCAGCCAUCUUGGAUGAGUGCCAAAACUAUUUUUUGACACUCAUCCAAGAUGGCUGCCUGCAACGCAAAGUGCUCGAUCUUGACGAUCUUAAGUAAAAAUAGGGGACUGUGAGCAGUCUAAUGCCCCCCCACCACCCCCUGUUUGACAUUGCUGCAUACUCUUACACAUAUCUUUACUUAUGACAGUUUUUGACUUGACCAGAGUCGCUCCACAGGAUGAAACAAUAUUUUUAUUUUUACAUUUUUGACUUGAGAAGGGAAUUAAAUAAAUUAUUGGGAUGAUAAAGAAACCAAGGAUUUGAAAAAUCUGCAAAUGGUGUUCUAUUUUUUUUAAAGAAAUAUACUACCCUUGUGGUGAUGGAAAUCUUUUUUCAUUAAUUUAGUUCUUACCUUUCCUUGCAGGCCAAAACUAAAAAAUGUUGACAGAAGCAGUGCACAGCAUAUGGCCGUCACCGUAGGAAAUAUAACAGUCAUAAUAACAGAUUAUAAACUUUUAAAACCAGAGAAUUCACCAUCAAUGACCCCAGAAAGGAAUUCACCUGCACCCACAUCCGAAGACAAUGCAGAUCCUGGUCCAUCACUCGGCACAGAACAUAGUAAUGGUGUUAGUAAUCAGGAAGGUAGUUCAUGACAUUUAAAAUUGGGUAACAAUAGUUCUAAUUAGGAAUAUUUUCAAAUUUUUUCAUGCUGUUAUAUAAGGAACAAGCAGCCUUUAUCGCAAAAUGUGUCAGCUGGAAUAGGUUUUGCUUUCAAGUCAGUUAUUUAUGUUGAUGAUUUUCUAUAUGCUACAAGUUUUCCUUGAGUCCUUUAUUUUUCUUGGGGAUCUUGCUGACUAAGUGGGCACCAAGAACCACAGGUUGCCCAAGUUCAGUUUUCAAAACCUUGAGAAUAAUAAUAUGUAUUGUGUCGCAAGCUUUAUGUUGGGCAACCUAUCAUUAUAGGUAGACUCAAGAGUGAUGAACAUCAAUUUUCUCCAAACAAUAUCAAGACAUCAUGAAGAAAAAAGGAAGAGAAUAAAAUGAUGACAAAACAGAAAUGCUUCGAUCUUUUACCAAAUUUUCUCAACCAAUUCUUACGGUAGUGUAUGAGAUCAGUGUGGAUAAUUUAGAUGAAGAUAUCAGAAUUUUCCUCUAUCUCCAGGGUGUCAUAUUGUGAAGAGGUUCACCUGCAGUGCAUACGUGUAAUUCAUUGCAUAACAUAAAUAGAUAGAUUAUAGUAAGGGCUGGGAUACAGAGCUUGGGCUACCUGUGCAACAAUGUUAAAAGGAAGGGCUGUGUAUAUUUUAUGGCUGUCUGGGCAUUUUUGUUUGUUCAACAACAACAAAAAAUAUGGUAAAAAGCUUGUUCCAUAGCUGCAAAGCUGCAAAAUAGCAAUUUUUUAAAAUUAGGUUUAAAAAAUCAAUUGUUUUUAGAUUAAUUUUCAGAUAUUAAAUAGGUUUCAAGAUCAUUCACAAUGUGGCAAAAUUAUCAAAACUAGCUUAGACAUCAAGUGAUUUGACAUACAUAGCUGUGUAAUGUUUAGACCAUGAAAGCAUUCAGGUUUGGAGCACAAAUAGUUGCCACUGCAUGCUGCUAGUAUGAUAUUCACUGUUAUCUUCAGCAAACAACGCUCUCAUCUUUGGUGGGAAAAAACUGUGUUUUUCGUGUAAAAUACUUGUACAGCAUAUUCCUUCUUUAUAUCGUCACUGUUAUUUGUAUAAAUAGUGAAUAGAAUUCUAACAAAAAUGCACAUGCAUAAGUGCCAUAUCAUAUUGUUCUUGCUCAUUAGCCAAAAAAGCUUAAUUUUUGGCGUUUUUGCCUCUUGGUAAAGGGUAUCACAUGUUAAAAUUCCCAUUCAAGGAAUGUUGUUGGUGUUUAUGUUUUUGUCCGAUUUCACUGUAAACAGUGGGUGUAACAAUAGGACUUUAUACACUCUUUCAAAUGCUUCUCAUUGCACCUUGUACCACAAAGUGUAAAUUUUCUUCAAUGUCAGUACCUUUGUUGUAAGACUCUGGUGCAAUGUUUGCUUUAAUCAUAACUAUAACAAAAUUGUCAAAUCUGAUUGGCUAUCAACUGCCCUGAUUUCAGCCUUAAUUGGACAGUUUAAUAGGACAGUACGCGUCAUGCCUAAAUAAUUGGACAGUACACGCCAUCGCGCAUGCGCUUAAAUGGCUUUUUUUUUCAGUGCUAGCUAAACAAAAUUUCGAAUUUCUUGUGUUUUGAUUUAAAAUAUAGCCUAUUAUAUCACAAAUUUUCUUAAAGUUAUGAUUAAUUGGUAACAGAACUUCGUGUUGUCCAAUUCGGUCGGUAAUCAUACUCGUGAUUAAACAAAUGGGCCUCCCGCUACGCGGUUGUCCAAUUUUGUUAAUCACUCAUAUGAUUACAGACCGAAUUGGACUCCACUCAGCCCUGUUACCAUUACUAAUUUCCCAAAGUUAACCAUCAAGUUGCCCCAGGUUUCAUACAACUUACAUGAACAUGUUCUUAAUGACAACCGAAUCAUCACCAGCUUAAGCUUGCAGGUUUCACAUUGUAAACUCAGACACAACCAACAUUGUGAAAAUUCUUUUUUGAGUUUCUUGAGGACUGUUGGCCAUGUUGUUUACACGCUAUAAGACAUAUCUUACAUUUUUGAUCUCAGAAGUUCCUAGUCUUAUUCUUACAUUUUUUUACAUAAGCAGUCAUUCUAUCCAUGGAACUAUUGUAAUGUUAAUGUGUUUUGCUGUUUAUUUUUAGUAUAUUCUUCUAUUCUG